GAAUUAUCCCCCAGAAAAAAGAAGUGAAGUAGAAGAAAUCUGUCUCACUGAACCCAGUUUAGAAGGGGAAUUGGAUUUAGGGGAUUUUACUUAUGAAUAUGGUGUGAGAGUAUAUAUUUCUCCUCAG
Molecule: messenger RNA, 127 nt
Organism: Racocetra persica
Lineage: Eukaryota; Fungi; Glomeromycota; Glomeromycetes; Diversisporales; Gigasporaceae
Source: the annotation of a GenBank genome assembly